GAUCUCGAGUGUGAAGAUGAUUCUGACUGUGGCUCCUGGAAGGUCCCCAAGAAGACAAAUCUCGACUGCGAGGGCAAGUGGUCCGCUGCCAUGAUCAACAACCAUGCCUACAAGGGCGUUUUGUGCUUCCAGAAGAUCACCAGCUCCGACUACGGCGAGGAGGAGAAGACCCCUGGGUUCGAGUCUAUGGGUGCGAUGAGUCUGACCUUUGCAACAACCUUCCAAACAGUUCAUGGAGUUUCGCAAAGAUUGGUUCGAGCUCUGGACCAUGCAGAACGACAUGCUCCACCGUACGAGUCCGGCAAGGACGCAGGCGCAACAACAACAUCAUCAUCAAACUGCGCACAGCAGUUUUCUUUCAUCGUUUUGGCACCUGUGGAUAUGAGUAAUGAGCAGCUCAUGGGUAGUAUGCCCUUGAUGCGGACUUACAACGUGCCAGAAGGUGAGCCGGACUGGGAUGCCAUGGACAGUCUCCUUCCUGAUGGUCUAUCGUACGAUGAGGACAAAGAUCCACUCGCACAAGUCUUUUGCAGUAAGUGCAAGAAGGUGUUUCUCAAGACUGACAAACAUCAAGCGGUGCAUGACGAAGAGGAGCUCGUGGCACGGGAAAAAAGAGCACCAAGGGCCAUCGGAAGCAAGGUGAGGCAGUCAUCAAGAAGAUUGGUAAGGCAGCGAGCCCUAGAUGGUAAGGGACGCUCGUACAUGAAUGGAAGUCGUACGCCUGACCAACUACUCCAUUUUGCCUGUCGCAGUUGCCGUCCAUGGCCGGCGGACGUUCACGGCAGCGGGAAUGUUCAUCCCCACCUUCCCAUAAGGGUCUCGGCCGAGCCCUCGGAGAAAAUGAACCAAUCGGAAAGCUCAAAUCGCUGGGGUGCCGUUAACAAUGCCCUUAUCAGAUCCGAUGUGGGCUGCCGGCGAGCAACAUGGAAUGCAAGAGAACUCAUGUCGGUCUUACCAAACAUUGCAGUAAUUGGUGGUAGCUAUGUUGGUGUAAAUACAGCACAACAACUGGCCAUGAAGUUCUCGGGGCGUUUCCAAGUCCUGUUGAUCGAGAAGAACUCGCAUUUCCAGCAUUUGUUUGCAUUUCCACGAUUCGCGAUGACGAACAAAGUGGAUACGCAUAAAGCGUUCAUUCCUUUCACACCAGGCACGUUUGCCAAUUGUCCUGCUGGAAGCGGUGUUGUGGUUCGAGCUGGUGUAAAGAAGAUCGACAAAGAGGAAAUUUGGUUGGAUCGUAAGGUUGAGGUAAAUGGUCAGGGGCUUGACAGAAUUCCUUAUGCUUAUCUGGCUGAUGGAGUCACUUACCUACGAGAACAUGCGAGGAAAGUCGAAGCAAGCUCUAAGAUCACCAUCAUUGGCGGAGGCGCAGUGGGGGUACAGAUGGCGACCGAUAUCAAAGAGGUGUAUCCCGAGAAGUCCGUCACACUUGUACACUCCAGAACGCAACUCAUGAACAAGUUUCAUCCCCAGCUUGACCACAUCAUCAAGGAGAGAUGCGAAGAGUUGGGUGUCAAACUUAAGCUCGGUUCUAGAGUCAGACUGCCUGCCAAAGGAUACCCAAUUGAUGGGUCGACAUUCGAUGUCGAACUGCAAGACGGUUCGGCCAUCUCUACCGACUUUGCUGUAUGUUCAAAACUCCAUCACAACUUUGUUCUUGGAUCUGAUCAGAUUUUCAGGNUCAUCGCGACGGGUCAAACGCCUCAAUCAGAGCUCAUCCGAGCCCUGUCACCAGAGUCGAUCGAUGAUGCUGGCUUCGUGCGCGUCCAGAAAACGCUACAGAUCAGCGACAACAAAUUCCCGAACAUUUUCGCUGUUGGAGACGUUGCUGAUACCGGAGCCCACAAAGCUGCUCGUCCAGCACUCAGGCAAGCUCCUGUAGUCGUAGAAAAUAUCGAGCACCUAGCCAAGAAUGAGUCUCUGGACACCUACGCUGUCGCUGAAGGACCAUCAAUUCACUUGACAUUGGGUAUUAAUAUCAAAUUCAUUAAUUCACCAGGCGGCGCUCCAGAGCCCAAGGUCAUCUGGGCUGACAACGGGUAA
Aureobasidium musti is the source of this 2040-nucleotide messenger RNA. NCBI's taxonomy places the organism in Eukaryota, Fungi, Ascomycota, Dothideomycetes, Dothideales, Saccotheciaceae. The record is from the annotation of a GenBank genome assembly.